UGUUUCAGUCGGACCAUUGUCGAAUCGUUAAGAAACUUGAAUGAGAAUGUCAAAGAUAGAAAUAAACGGUCCCGUUGAAUGUACGAAAGUUCAGUUGCUGUAAACGUUCAUAAUGACAAAGUUCGAUUUGUAUGAAGGAAAGCAGCAGACAUUGCGUUCCUUUCUUACAUUCGCCGUGUAUUCGAUUUUUAUCAUUCUCUGUUCUCCUGCAGGUGGUGGAGGAGGUAGCGGUAGCACCGGUGCUCUGCGACAGCACAAGAAGCAGCGCAGAAAAUCGCGCAGUGGGAGCAGCUCGCCGAGCGGCAGCAGUCGUUCCGGAAGUAGCAGCAGCAGCCGAAGCGGUAGCUCCGGCGGCAGCUCUUCCGGGGGCAGCACGUCGCCCGGUAGCUCGCCGCAUCGUACGAGCAACGUAGCCGUCACGGAGGAUCGCAGACCGUUGGCCAUCUGCGUCAGGAAUUUGCCAGCCCGCAGCAGCGACACUUCCCUCAAGGAUGGCCUUUUCCACGAGUACAAGAAGCACGGCAAGGUGACGUGGGUGAAGGUCGUCGGUGCGGCCGGCGACAGAUAUGCCCUAGUCUGUUUUAAGAAACCCGAGGACGUGGAGAAAGCUCUCGAGGUUUCGCACGAUAAGCAGUUCUUUGGAUGCAAAAUUGACGUGGCCCCUUACCAAGGGUACGAUGUGGAAGAUAACGAGUUCAGGCCGUACGAGGCAGAGCUAGAUGAGUACCAUCCGAAAGCAACAAGGACAUUGUUCAUUGGGAACCUCGAGAAGGACGUUACCGCGUCCGAGCUCAGGAAGCAUUUUGAACUGUUCGGCGAAAUAAUAGAAAUUGAUAUUAAAAAACAAGGCGCCGUGUCGAGUUAUGCUUUCUGCCAAUAUUCGGAUAUCGGUAGUGUUGUUAAAGCGAUGAGGUCGAUGGAUGGUGAACAUCUGGGUGCUAAUCGAAUCAAACUUGGAUUCGGGAAGUCUAUGCCCACAUCCUGCGUCUGGGUUGAUGGUAUUGGAGAUUGUAUGUCCGAGAAAUACUUAAACAUGCAAUUCCAUCAAUUUGGACCGAUAACUCAGGUAGUGGUAGAUCGUGAGCGUGGCCAUGCUCUGGUCUUUUUUGAGCAAAUAAGCUGCGCUCAAGCUGCCGUAAAAGAGAUGCGGGGAGUUGCGCUUCGUGGCCGCCGUUUACAGGUCGAUUUUGCCUCAAGGGAAUGCCAAGAGACGUUUUAUGAACAUCUCGAGCGUCAAGGAAAUGCUAGCGAAAAGCCUUGGGACUCGAGGCCUUCGCCAGCGUCGUCAUUUGACGUGACGAUUCCUUCUAGGCGGGAGCGUAGUAGCUUCGACUCGACAGUGUCGGUGUCGAGUUCGAGCAACAGAUUCACACGUUACGAUACGCCCCCGCGAUCGAGAACGGCGAAUUACUCACGGACGUCCGGAGGUAGUACGCCUGGUGCGAGUCCAGCCCAUUCGACGGCGAUGUCGCGAAGUAGUAGACGAUCCUACCAGGAUUCCUACUACGACGCUGAUUACGGUGAACCAACGUCGCGACGGUUUCGCAGCUACGACGAGUUCAGUCAAGGCAGCGGCGCGAGUCACGACGAUUAUCAAAGCAGCGUUCUCAGCGACGGCAAGCUCAACGACGAAGAUUGCCCGCCACCAUCGCGGCGUCACACGGUACAAAGCGUCGUUACGAGCGUCGAUCCACCUGCACCACCGCCACCAUUGUUACCUCCGCCCGACAUUCGACACCUCCAAAAAGAGCGCGUCCACUUGCUAGAGCAACUCGAGGAAUGUCACAGUAGCGGCGACGAGGUCGGCUUUGUGCCGAAGAAACGCGCGAAACUCGACAGCUCGUCGACAACAAUACUGUGCGAAGACGACGAGCCGGAAAUCGCGUCGUUACUCGUUACCUCGCACUCUAGUAGAAAAGGCAUGGACUUUAGACGCGUUAGUGAUAGCAAAGUGGUGGUGCAUCAUAGCACGAGGAGAGGUAGUUGUGAGGGCAGGGGUCCUGGACCUUGUAAACGUCGUCGGGAUGCCACUAGCAGGCAUCACGAACAUCACGAUGGAUCUCGACCAGGUACUCCUCUUGUUGACGAGCGACCGGAGAAUUUGGUACCUAGCGAGCCGAGACGAUUUAGAGAGAGGAGUCACGAAGGUCCAUUAUCGUUGCCUCUGCCAAGGUUUGCGGCACAAAUGUUGAAUAACAACAAUAACACAAGCAGUAGUAAUAACAACAAUGGCAGCAGCACUCGAUCGAGCAGUGCCAGUCUCGCCAAAGUUGCUAGUCCGCCAUGUACCAGCUUGUCUACUGCGCCCAGUCCUCGUGCCGCCCCGCAACCACCGGCUUCGCCGCCUCCCAGGCAUGCCAGCUCGAGCCCAACCAGUUCCGACAGCGAGACAGCGCCGCAGUCCCCUAGUCUGGAGGAGAGGAUACGCUCUCUGGAUGAAAAGUACGAAAAGUGGUCCGGUUCGAGAGCGUUGAGUGCUGCUGGCGGUGAAGCACUGGCAAAACUCGAUGCCAGCGCUUCAGAAAGAUUCCGAUUUCGGCAUAAACUGCUCGAUAUGGAUCUCCACGAGGUGCAACCUUCCGACAUCGUCAAGUCGGUUCUCGCGAAAAGAAGCGUGUUCGAUGAGGACUCGAAGCGUUUGGAAAACUUUAGUGAAAAGUACGAACCGCGGGAAUUUACUGGUGUUAUUGGCGUUAGUUCUAUGAUCGGGAGUACCGCCGGUCUCACCGCUAGUGGUGGCUGUACCAGCAAAGUUUGUCUGCAGUAUCCGUUUCCUAGUCAUCCGCCGGUACAGCCGACCAGCGGUACUUCGGUUAGUCAAGUCGGCAUUAACACGUCAUUGUCCGCGAGUUUGACCGCGACGACGACCUCGAUGGCCUCGUCGAUGCUGAAGACCGAUCCGCGGAUUGUGCAACAUAACUGUAUACAUCCGACGCCGGCUACGCCGAUUACACCCGGUACUUCUAUUAAGACAGUUAGUCCUGAAUUACCACCGGUUUCUCUACCGAUCGGUCUCGUUAGUGGAACGGCGGCCAAUAGUGGCAACAGUAGUGGUUUAGCGUCAGCCAGUAGUCUUCUAAGCAGCAGUGGUAGCAUAGGUAGCAUUCACACCCUUGGAGCCUCGACACAUCGAGGAUUGAGCAUCCCCGCGUCUACCGCGUCGCCAACGGUGACCGCGGCGUCGACAGAUGCCUUCUCGACUGCAGUAACAACAGCGGUGACUGUUACGACAACCCCGUCAACAGUAGCAGCAACAACGACGAUGUCCGUAACAGGCGCGAUAUCUUCCAUGACUACUACCAGUUCGAUAGCUCCACCGUCUUCCAUAACAUCCUCAUCCAAUUCUUCCUCUUCAUCGUCAUUAUCCACAUCUUCCACAGAUUUGACUCGUUCUCGUUUGAAGAAGGAAACGAGCGGCAGCAGUCGAGAGAGUAGAGAUUCUCGCGAUGGAAAGGACAGCAGGGAGUCGAAACAUAGUAGUAAAGGGAAAGACUGUCAAAGAAGAUCACGAAAGGAAGAAACCGACGUUGAAAGAACUCGCAAAGAGAGGGAUGAAAGAGAAAAUCCAAACGUUAUGAAUGACAUCGGCAACACGGAUAAUCAUAAUAGGGACUUUAAGGAAAAUAAAGAACUGAGGUAUGAGCGGAAAGAACGAGAGGAGAAAGAAAGGAGGGACAAAGAAGAUCGUGAUAGGCAAGAGCGAAGGGAUAAGGAAGAUCGUGACCGACAAGAGAAAAAAGAAAGGGAGGAACGCGAGAGGCGCGAAAAGGACGAGGAGAGACGAGAAAAAGAAAGACAAGACAAGGAACGACUGGAGAAAGAUAGAAGAGAACGCGAAGAAAGAGAACGAGAAAGGAAAGAAAGGGAGGAAAACGAACUUAAAGAAAAGGAGAGACGAGAGAAGGAACGAAUCGAACGAGAGAGGAGAGAACGAGAAGAGAAAGAGCGACAGGAACGGAGGGAACGCGAGGAACGUGAAAGGAGAGAGCGUGAAGAACGCGAAAGAAAAGAACGGGAAAUUCGUUUGGAACGUGAAAAGCAAGAAAAGGAGCGUCUUAAAAGGGAAAGGGAGGAACAAGAGAGAAGAGAGAAAGAAGAACGAGACAGAUUGGAACGAGAAAGGAGGAGAGAAGAGAAGGAACGGCUCGAACGAGAAAGAAAGCGAGAGAGAGAAGAGAAGGAGAGAUUGGAACGUGAACGGCGGAAAGAGAAGGAAGAACGGGAAAAGAUGGAGAAAGAAAAACGCGAAAAAGAGGAACGGGAGAGACUUGAGAAACUUGAAAGGGAAAAGCAUGAAAGGGAGAAGCGUCGGGAACGCGAAGAUCAAGAGAGGCGGGAUAAAGAGAAGACUGAGCGCGAGAAGAGGAGAGACCGCGAAGAAAAGGACAAAGAGAAGAGAGAACGUGACGAAAGCAGACGGCAGUCGACUGAAAAUCAUCUACAUCCGUCUGUAACGCAAUCUCAGAGUCAAAUCGCUCCGGCACCGGUGCCGAUCAAGCGCAGGUGUUCGUCGCAGGAUUGUCCUACAGACGAGGACGCUAAACGCGUUAAACUUUCGGAUCAUCGGCGAGACAGCAAAGACCGGUCUAGACAAAACAGGAGAUCCGAAGAUCGCAAGCAUCGUAAUGAUUCGCAUCGUUCUAGUCGAGAGAGUAGGGAGAGUCGUGACAGUAAGGAAAGCGGUAGUGCGACGCAGGAUAGCAGGGAUGGGGCGCACGGAGAGUCGACACGGGAAAACAACUCGAGGGACAGCGGAAACAAGGAGAAACAGAAGAGCAAGAGAAAUCGAUCGGAGAAGGAGUCGAGGGAGCGUAGCCCGAGAGUCUCGCACGAAUCCGACAAAGAAUUUCUGUCAAGAUUGGAACUAUCCAAGAGAAACGACUCGAGUCCAUCGACCGAGCAAUCUACCGUGGGAACAAAUCACAGAGACGCGCAACAUCAGCAACAGUCUACAGUGAAUUCUCAUAGCGACGUAGACGAUGGUCCUCUUUCUACUCACGAAAUACAAGUGACGAGGAAUCCAUCGGCCACAGAUACAGACAGCGACGAGCCUAAGAAGCAUUCGAUUUUUGACAUUGUCGAUGACGAACCUGCUUACAUCAGCAUGUAUGACAAAGUGAAAGCCCGUUCGACGAAGAACAUGCAAAAGUUAGAAGAAGAAAAACGUCAAGUACGUCUAAAGGAUAAGUUUUCGCAACUGAAGCAAAGUCGUGCCAGGCGAGAGGAGAAGAAACAGAGCACAUCGUGGGACGGAGAUUCAGUCAGCAGCAAAGCUCUGACUGAGGACGAGGCUACUUCCGAGUCGGACUCGACGAGAACCAAGUCCCUGUCGAGGAAGGGCUCGCGAUCUCGCAUUCAUUCGGACACGAGCGAGGAGGAGGAACCGUUCAACAACAAGGUCCGGAAGUCUGUGAAGACGGAGAGAUUCCUCGAAAGUGAUGUCGAUCUCGGCUUUGCUGACACUGAGGAAAAGCAGAAUCCACUGGAAGUUUCGAACGCUAUUGUUAACAGCGUGCACACGAGUAUCAAGGAGGAGCCUCGUACGUCCGACGAAGACGAGCGAGUUGCUGUUGGUUUCCGUACGAAUCAUCCUACGAUAGUGGUAAAUAAUCACGAGAGAGAUUCGCGAAAGAAGUCGCACAAGAAGAAACAGAAACGUCAGAAGAACAGCAUUUCGAGCGAAGAUUUGAAGGUCGAACCGAAUGUGGAGCAUAAGAAUAAAGUUGAUGUCAUCACGUCGAAUGCAGACUGCCGGCCGAAUCACGGCACGGAAUUGACUUCUGUCACCGCCGCUACGGCCAUUGUCACGACAGCGUUGGAGAACGCGGAGGAAAGAAUGCGGGCCGAUAAGAAGCAACGUAGUAAAAAGGAGAAGAAACGCGAUCGAAAUGGAGAAGACAAAGCCAAAGCGAGACGAAAGAGGCUUAAUAGACAAGAGGCGAGAGAUUCUCAACGUAUGGAAGACAUCUUCGGCCCGCUCUCGGACGACGUUGACGAUGGUCCGCCUAACACGUUCUUCAACAGAUUUGGUAAUAUGACAUCGGAGAACAGUGCUUACGCCUCGGACAGCGACGGUGGUCGUAGCUCGCUUGACAUGGACAGAGUGAGACGAAAGACGGAAAAGAAACGGCGUCAUCAGCCGGAGGCUGACGAGAACAGCGUCGAUCUCGCCGAAGCUGGGCGAGAGAUCGAGGCGAAACUCCUGGGUAUACCGAACUCUCCGAAGGCCGUCCCCGCGUGCACGACGGAACCCAAUGAGCACGAUGUCUUUCGAUUCACAGACGAUAAUGACAGCGUCGAGCCCACCCCUUCGACAGUGCCGGAGAAGGUCAAGGAGAAAAAGAAAAAACGGAAGAAGUCGAAAGAGGAACGCGGCCGAAAGGAUUACCAUCACCAUCACCAUCAUCAUCACCAUCAUCACGAGAAAAGCGGCGAAUUACCUUAUUUGGGUGCCGAACCUAGUCCACCAAGAGCAAGCAGUCCAUUAGUAUCUAAGACAGUAUCACCCAGCUUGCCCACGUCUAGAGAAACACUGUUAAGUCCUAUACCUAAAGUAACCACCAACGUAUCGACCGUUACGUCGAUCACUCCACCAGUCGUGACCGGUAGCAUACAGACUGCCAAGUCGGAGAAGAAGAAGGACAAGCUCAUACCCGGCUUUGGAAUAGAAAUGGACGAGAUGAUCCACGAAAACGCCGUGAAAAGUAUCUCAGAGCCGGAUGAAAGGGAUAACAAUUGUCAAUCUCGAAGCGGUAGGGAGGAACCGGAAGUACCCGUAUCGACAACACCACCUGCUCAAAGCGAGGACAAACCGCGAGUGGCAAUCUCGCAGGAGGAAACAGAGGAUGCCGUCGCUGCGUUGCUCGAAGAAACGUUCGGCGCCUCGACGGAGGACUUCUCUUAUGAGGGCGAGGAGGAGGAAGCGGAAGCUGACGGGGUUGCCGGGGCACCGACUGAAGCGCCUCAAGAGGACGUCGAGGAGAUGCAGCAAGCGGUCGAGAGUCUGAACGCGUCGACGGGAGAAGGUGAUGCGGACCUGAAACCGGAUACACCGCAGAGCGAGCACGAUCUCCAAAUUGACACGGAUACGGAGGAAGAUCCGAAUUACGAGACGGUCGAUCUCACGCAGCCGCCAAAGACGCCGGAUAUACCGUCGUUCUACAAGUCUCCCACGAAGACAUUGCCUAUGACGUCUGUCUUGGGCGCUACGCCCGAAAAGUCGGUUGAAGUGCGAUUGCCAUCCGCAGUUACGAAACCACAGAGUCCACCUUCCGUGAUCGCUCAUUCUUGGAGUUUGAACGAGCACAACAACUCGCGGGAACCCGUCAAGUCCCAUCAAUUGAAAACUAACGAGUCAGACGCUGAUGUCGCGAGUCCAGAGAGAACAGCGCAAGUACAAAGAACAUCCGCAUCGCCGCCACCACCUCAGUAUAAACAACCUAUGCUGGUACCUUGUAGCGUACCGAUCACAAGCGAAAUACCGAAAUCGCUCGCCGUCCCGAGUUCGCGACCAUCGCCGAUGCAACCUCUGUAUCAAAGGCUUCCUGUGUCUCCACAGUCCCAAAUGGUACCGAUGCGUCAAGCUUCUCCCAAAAUGCAAAACGUCACAACAGUUUCCUGCUCAUCCUCUUCGAACACAACACCGUUGCCGUCAUUGCUUUCAAGAGUUCCAUCUUUGGUACCGUCUCAGCCAUCACCGCGCGUCUCUCAGCCGCUUUCGCCUAACGGACAAUGGUCACGGAAUCCGACGUUGAGUCCGCACGUGCCGAACGUAGGGAAGAGAAAACCGUCGCCGCCACCUACCAAAAUCGCGGUAUGCGUGCCCAUUCCUGCCCACAAACCGGAAACACCGGUUCAGCAAAUUUAUUCGACCGCGGCGACCCAACAGCCUGUAAUACAGCAUGCCUCGGGAAUGCUGGCGCCCGCACCCAGCUAUCCACGCGGCGGUUUACCGCCGUUAACUCUAAGCAUCCCGCGGCCUUACAUGCCGGUACCACCGUUGGCCUCUGGCAUACAAGUCAAGAGUUCGCGCGAUGCCUCCCUGGGUGGCAAAUCCGUAAUCGAGACGUUACUUCCCGUAAAUCCGAACGAACCGACUCAGAGACUGGACGAACCGAAAUUAUCACCAACUAUUAUACCGGAGCCAACUAACAAAGCGUCCACCUCUCCUAAGGUUCCCUCGCCGAAUCAGCCGCCCACAUUUAUACCGGAAACGGCGAAGAUUGAGAUCAACGCUAGCACAUCCAGCCCAGUGUUCGGCAAACCUGCUUACGCGACGGACAAUUACACGAUGUCAUCUAGAACGCAGAAGCAAAUUUCCGUGUCCCUCACAACAGACAGCAAUCUACUGUCGCCAAGACAGAAACAGGAGGUGUCGAAUCUUCAACUUCUCACCACGCAUGUACCUCGCUCUUCUACGCCCAGUCCGGUGAUCGUGGCGCACGGUCAGCCUCACCUACUUCACAAGUCCGUGCACCCUCUAGGCCCACCGACUGCUUCUUCUCCAAAUCAGCCGUUGAUCAAGACCGUCGUACCUAUAGUCCCUCAACAAAUAACACCGAACGCAGCACCACCGGUGCCCAGUGACAAAUGCGUCAUCCCACAAACGCCCGUUGUUUGCCAGAGGCAGUCGCCGGUCUCUCAAAGUCAAGUAGUCAAGUCUCACAUACCUUUGGUGUCUACGGUGUCACAGACGAUUAUAACCAGGGUGGUACCAUCCACCGUAUCGUCCGUGUCAACUCCACCGAUGAACGAGCAAUCCACGCCGGAAUGUUUAGAGCCACGUAUAAUCCAGGGACAACAAUUGGAAUUGGAUGCUGAGGCGCAGAUUAGCCAGACAGCUCAACCGAUGCAACUUACGCCGCCUAUACAGCCUACGCAGCCGAUUGUUGAUAUAAAGAAAGAACCGACCGACAUUGAACAGGAAGAUACGAUAGACGAAGCUGCGUAUAACGUAGCCGAAUCUGAGAAAUCUUUGAAUCCGCUGUGCAUAAAAGAAGAAAAUGUGAAAGAGGAGAAGCCAGAAGCGAUUAAAACGGAGAUUGCGCCCUGCCUUCCUAAGGCCGAACCUAUAGAUACGAUCGUACCGAAACUCGAGACGGAAACUCCUAUAAAACUGGAGUCUGAGAAUGAAGUUAAAGAGGAAGAAACUGGAAAGGAAACUGACGAGGUGGAAUUAGAUGAAGAGCCGGUAGAGGAUCCGUUGAAAGAGCCGAACACGGAUCCUCUCGCCAUCGAUCCCAAGGAGGAUCCGAUCGACAGUAAGGAGGACAGCGAUUACUGGUCCGCGAAGGAGGUGAACAUCGAAAGCGUCAUAAAGAAGGUCGACGCUCUGUGCGACGGCGAAGGCAACGACGGCGAUGACGAAGCGCAACAGGGCAACGAGAGCGUAAAUAGCGAUUCUCACGAUGCCAGCAAGAACGAGUCGGAUUGGUUCGACACCGAGUCGACGGAGGGCGAGAGUAAGAAGAACUUUAUCUCGGCUGACGAUCACGACGAAAGUGUGGAAACGUGCGAGAACGAGUGUACGAGGAGCCGUCGUGGCAGAACGAAGAGCAGACGCGGCAGUCGCGGCGGAGUUACCACCAGACGAGGUAGAAAUGCAAGUACUGUUGCUCACCGGCGAGGUGGUAGAAGUCCGAGAGGUAGCAAACACCACGUUGAAAAGAACAAAUUGCCAGCUGAUGUUUAUGAAUUCCACGAUGACAGCGAAGAGGACAACGCAGGUCGUCCGCGACUUAUUCUCACUAUUAAAUCUCCCGGACCAAAUGUAACGGGACCGAAUGCGCAGCCAGCGACACCCGUGGCCGCGGUCAAGGAGGUGCCGCCGGAGGAGUUCGUUUCUCCGACCACCAAUACAAGGAAAUCCCGAAGAUUGGCGGAAAGAGAUGGCAGCCGUAACACGAUCGACGACGUUAUCGAGGAUGUCGUCCGCGGGUCACCUACGAAUAAAGGAAUGAUCGGUAACGCUGGGAAUGUGCAUGCUACUAGGCGAAGCACCAGGCAUAAUAAUGUUCCGCGUAAUACAGCACAGCAAUCAAUCGCUCCACUGACGGAACUUCGCAAGUCACCGAGGGGUAGUCGCAAAGCAACGAGGCGAACUUCAGAGAACAAUGACGACAGCGGAGAAGAGAAAGUGAAAGAGGUGACAGUGACGCCACCGGAGACUACGAUCAAGGAAGAGCCGAAACUGGAGCCGGAAAGCCCGAAAGCGGAGGAACCAGCAGCUCACACUGUAACACCAACGCCGCUGAAGUCGCACGAGCCGAUGACGUUAAUCGAUCCAGUCACAGGAAUGCUGAUACCCAUGAGAGAAUCCGAGGAGGGCCAGUACAUCCCGGUGUCCACGUCGUCUGGUCAGACGCAGGCUGCCAACAGAGCACUCGGCGAAGCUCGGAGCAGCGGAUUGCCCAGCGCGAGUCCGACGAACGAAGCUCCACGAGCGAAACCCGUUGCCGAGAGCUCGGUCUUAGUACCAGCAGAGCAGAAGAAGGAAGCCGUUAUAGAGCACGCGUCUUGCCAGCCGGCACCGACCCAGCAAAUCCAACCGCAAACUAGCGUGAUCACGAAACCACAAUCCCCGGCGGUACAAGUCACCUCCUCCAUCUCCGUUGCACAAUCCUCGACGACAUGCACGACCAUCGUGACUACCGUGACCGCGACGACUGUACCGACCACGACGGCGCAACCGAUAGCCACCUCUCCUUCGCAAACGAAGCCUACGAGCCUCAAGGCGCACGUGCUGAACGCCAGCAAGCUAGUGACGUCGACUCAACAGCAGGUUAUCACGAAACCUGUAACUCCGAGUUUGCCCAACCAAACGAUAGUACAGAACAUCGUCAAGCCACCCGCGCAAGCGAUACAGGGUCUCAAUCUGCAAAUACCACCCGGCAGAGUUGUGUCGCCCAGCUUGAGCCCGCGCGCGAAACAGGCGGCGCCGCUGACCCCGACGAAUGGAAAGCAAGGCCAACCCAUGUCUCCCGUGCUCAACAAUACUGGCACACCGCCUAAUCCCAAGCAGCACCUUCUUCAAGCGGCGAAGCAACAAACAUCGAUAGUGACAAACACGAUAGUGAACAUGUCACAAAAACUGCCACUAAACAUACAUCCUGCCAGUGUAAACGUUAGUACUCCGACACCAAGAAUCCAUCAGCCAGUCUCGCAGCCUACUACUCUGAAGGGUAUCAAUGGACAGCCUCAUCCGCUCAAUCCGAAGGCGCACUUGUUGCAAGCUGUGGUUCCACCGAUCGGGACAGUAGCGAGCUCACCCACGCAACCGCAUCUCGUCAAUCCGCAGCAGAUUUCGACUGUCGUGAACAGCGUCCGACCACCGGGACCGAAAGCUCCGACUACCGGGCCGAUGGAGCCACAAAACGUGGAGGUGCCAAUGUCUGGUUGUAUCAUGGUGCCGACUGCGAGUCCACAAAGCCGCACCGUACCGAUACCAACGUACGAGGCUCCAUUGCAUGGAAGUACGAGUGCUACUCCACCAGGGGGUCAUUAUGGUCUUGUCCCCCCGCAUCGUCCCCAGAGCCCUCCAUUGCCUCCACCUGCCCAUCAUCACGCUAAUACUUCACAGAGUGAAGUCGUCAACCAUUACGGAGGACUGGCUCGUGACCACUACUUGCAUUCUCCGAUGUUCCAGUAUCAAUAUCUCCGCGCUCAACAAGAAGCGUUAACGGCACCUCGCAUAACUUACCACAUUCCAGGAACAAGAUCUCCGCACUUACCUCUGGACCCGAAACUCGAGCCCGGCAUAGAGGACGGUCACAGUCCUCCUAUGGAAUUGAGACGGGGCACGAGAACGCCCCAGGAACGCACUACCGACAGCCCGCAAAUUGCUCAAGUCUACAUGUUACACGGGGCAAUGAGACCGUUACCACCGCCUCCAUCGCAGUACAACACGGGAAGUAAUCCAUCGUUGUCCGGCGCACCGGCUGGCGCUAGAGCGAAUUUCUACGAACCACCGCCCGCUCAUUUGCAUUCUCAAUAUCCCAUUGCUGCCAGCGAGGCUCCGCCUGACAUCGGUAGAGCCCCUUCGCCGGACAGAUGUAGGAAACAUCAAGUCGCCACCCCACCGCCGCUUUACGCGGGGUCUCAGGUGCCAUCGCAAGCGGACUCGUUUCAGAUGCUACUCCAACGUCAUCCGGUUAUGUGGCAAGGUUUAUUAGCUCUCAAGAACGAUCAGGCAGCGGUGCAGAUGCACUUUGUUUUUGGCAAUCCCAGAGUGGCCAGAGAUAGUCUGCCGUGUAACAGCGACGGCUCUACACCGCCGUUGAGAAUAGCGCAGAGGAUGAGAUUGGAGCAAACCCAAGUCGAGGGUGUGGCAAGAAAGAUGCAAACUGAAGACGAACACUGUAUGUUGUUGGCACUACCUUGUGGCCGUGACGAAGAGGACGUAAUGCGACAAAGCAAAAAUCUGCAAACAGGAUUUAUCAUGUAUCUUCAACAAAAGCAAGCCGCUGGUAUCGUAAACAUUGCUGCACCAGGAUCGCAACAGGCGGCGUAUGUAGUUCACAUUUUCCCGUCUUGUAACUUCGCGCGCGAAACUUUGGCAAGAAUCGCACCGGACCUGCAUCACCGCGUCGCAAAAAUCGCUCACUUACUAAUCGUCAUCGCCACGGUUUGAGGCCGAUCAGCGACCUACUGGAUUAUGAUCUGUUCAUGUCUCUCGCCUUCGCGCACCGCAGGACGCUUCGCAUGUGGUAUGAAACCUGGAGUGUCCGUCUGACAGUAGUUGUGCGACAAAAGGAGAGGGAGAAAGAGAGAGAGAUGCAUUCAAGAGGAAGGAAGCUCCUUGCACGGAGUUGUAUCAGUGACAAUCAAACGGAAACCGGCGGUAAGCCGAUCUUUAGAUCGUAAGGCCUAAAGAGCGAGGCGCGAGGUUGUGCAGUGAAGCGAGGUUAGCACCUGGUUGCUAUGCCGUGCGUGCCUCCCUUCGAUGAAUUUCGCGCGGGCAAGCUCGUUUCGUUCUCUCUCGUCCCCUUUUUUCUUUCUCCUUCUUUCUCGCGGACGGCUUGUGACUCGCGUCAAUCAUUGACAACGUUUGUGGGAUCGACCGACGUCACUCUUGGUCUUUCUGACAAGCGGGUCAGGCACAACCCCGGCCCUCAAGACAAGACCUUCGAUUCGUCACGCGACGCGACGCGACGCGACGCUCGCUUACUUACGCUCGUCCUCCCCAUAGAGGGAACAAUAAAUAAUCCAUUGCUCUAGAUGGACAAGUGGACUGCGAAGCAUAAUAACGAAUAGGAGAACCUUAACGUACACUCGUCAACUAUUACACAUGAGUUAUUUUAAGCGAGGUCUAGACGUUAAUGAUAAAUUGUGUACACAUUAUAUUAAGUGAGCCACCGAGGGCAUAACUACUGUGAUUUUAAGUAUUUAACGAUAACAUAACGAUAACAUUGCGUAUAAGGAAGAAGAGGGGAAGGUGACAAAAAGUAAAAAAAAAAGCAUAUUAGGGGAUGCCCGACUAAUGGUCCGCGCGGUAUGUGAUGUGUUUUUGUAUAAUAUUGCUCUAUAUAUAAAUAACUAUGUAUUAUAUUGCUGUAACUGAUAGUUUGCUGCUGCCCGUUGCUGCUGCUGCCGCCGUCGGUCGUGUCGUCGAAGUAGAAUGUAAAUUACAAUGUUAGAUAUCUAGUACACACACAUACAAGCACACGUGCACACACAUACACGCACGCACACACGUACAUACACACACAAACACAGUGAAUGACAAGAAAAGUUGGGCUACCCCGAGUAGGAUUUCCGAUCUAUUCGUGGAUCUAUCCAUUUGCGAAUACAUAGUGUAUCAUAAUUACCCGGAGCAGGAUGCGAGAAUUUGUGAAUUAUUAUUAUUAUUACUACUCUUAGCGUACUCUUAGCGUCUCAUACGUCUUACGAAAGGAUUUUUAACAUUACUACUUAUUCUUUAUCAUUAUGAUUAUUAUGAGUACUAUUAAUAUUAUCACCAGUGUUUUCAGUGUUGCCAGGGUCAGUACAAUUCUAACACACACACACACACACACACACACACAACGCAUACACGUAGGCACGCAAAGUGAGAGAGAUGAAACACUUGGUACACCGCAAGUGAAAUAAAUUAGACGGUGACUCAAUCGUGACAGAAUCGUGUCUCGUUUAAUUUCUUUCAAUAUGGUGGCUCUGGUAAUACUGAUCAUCGCCCGUUCUUAUUACUGUUAUUAUUAUUAUUAUUAAUAUUAUUACAAGUACUAUUACCACUG
Molecule: messenger RNA, 14228 nt
Organism: Vollenhovia emeryi
Lineage: Eukaryota; Metazoa; Arthropoda; Insecta; Hymenoptera; Formicidae
Product: protein split ends
Exons: 10
Coding region: 113-12628 (4171 amino acids)
Biological process (GO): regulation of transcription by RNA polymerase II
Cellular component (GO): nucleus
Molecular function (GO): mRNA binding
Source: RefSeq, a predicted model, not a curated record